UACCUGAAUGAAGUUGCCUUCUAACUUUCAACCUUUUCAAGGUUUUGUUAUCAUUAUGACGUCUUCCAAAAUGGGUUAAACUACAACCUUAUACAGUUUUAGAGUGAUAUGAAAUAACCACUAGAUAUCUAAAAGUGUAAAUUUAGGCUGGACAAACUCUAUAGUAGAAAAAACUGUCUGGGAUUAACAUGAAUAAAUAAAACCAAGUAUUAUCUAUGGUACUGUUAGUUUUUAAAACUCAUUUAAAAUACUUUUUCUGAGUUGAAAUUGUUGAUGUGAAAGCUAAGACAGUACUACACAAAGGGACAGAAUGUUACCGUAUCAGUUUACUCUGUUAAUCUAUUAUUCAUUAUUUUGAAUGUGGCAGGUCAAUGAAAGAAAGUUGUCGAAUAAUACCAUGCAGAAGCCAGUUAAAACAAUGGUAGUGCUUUUAUUCUAGCCAAAUACAGUAUGCUUUAAAACAAACAAGGUGUGAGCAUUACCCUUGAUCUAUUUAGGGAAGUUACAAUUUUAAUAUGGCUAUAUGCUUCGAAGCUUGCAGUUGAUCCAGAUUUAUUAUUUUGUGAUUGUGUACGCGUAAUAUGUUUGCUUCUGCUACCAAAAGUUUUGUUAAGCAGGUUGGUGAUGGAGGUCGACUAAUUCCUGUUCGCAGCCUCAGUGAAGCUGAUAAAUAUCAGCCCCUUGGUCUUGUUAUCAAGAAGAAAAGCUGUCUUUCCAAAAGAUCCAAUUUUAUUUCAACGCCAUUCAGCCUCAAAGACAUUCUUCAAGGAGAGAAAGAAAUUUCAGCUGGUAUUUCAUCCUACCAAUUACUGAAUUAUGAAGACAAAUCAGAUGUAACACUCAAUGGUAGACGAGGAAAUCACAUCCGAAAUUCUGUUGGAGUCAAUGUUGCUGGAUCAGAUUCUCUUGCAGUGAAAGCUUCAUUUGGUAUUGUAACUAAACACGAGGUUGAGGUACCAACAUUACUCAGAGAACUUACUAAUAGAAAAAUUAAUUUUGACCACUGUCUUGUUCAUCAGUCACAAGAAAGUAAGAAGACGGUUCUUUGUAUGGUCUCUGAGAGUAUUCGAACAACACGGCAGUGUUCACUGUCUGUGCAUGCUGGCAUGAGAGGCGACACAAUGAGGUUUCAUAUUAUUGAUGACCAUAAUUACAAAGGACGUGACAGAGCUAUUGUUUUUCCUGCACAUACAACUAUUGCAUUUAGUAUAUUUGAACUUUACAUUCAUCUGGAUGGUAAUUUUGAGCUCUGCGUCACUCCAGAAUCAAAAGGAGGAUUUGAAAAAUGGCCAGCAAAAUCAUUUUCUUUCAUCAGAUUAACGAACAACCUGUUUCAUCGAAAUAAACAGGUAAUGGAUAUCAUCGCUCACUCGGAUAAUUACUUAGACGACCUUUUUGCAGACUACUAUGAAAAAGCGGCAAGCAUGACUGACAUCUCCAUGAACUAUCUCAGAGAAGGGGCUCAUGUACGAGUUAAUUUACUCAAUAGCAACAUCCCCAAAGGUCCGUGUUCCUUGUGUGGCAUGGGGCGUUCUAAAAGGGAAACAGUCUAUGGCUGCCUCGAAUGUGCUUCUAAUGGACAAAAGUUUGUACGACUGCAUGCUGUGCCUUGUUUUGACCUAUGGCACAAGAGAAUGAAGUAAGACUUUUUAAAUAAAUGCCUUAGAGGUGACUGUGCCACAGACGACUUCUUCUUUUGGGAGAGCCAGCGUGAUGUAGUGGUUAAGAGCAGGAGCACUCAAAUCUGGAGAACCGGGUUUGAUUCCCUGCUCUGCCUCUUG
Messenger RNA from Sphaerodactylus townsendi, 1781 nucleotides. It is a transcript of the gene PJVK, whose product is annotated as pejvakin. The record is from RefSeq and is a predicted model, not a curated record. Gene Ontology annotation, biological process: programmed cell death. Gene Ontology annotation, cellular component: cytoplasm. The coding region runs from base 582 to 1643 and encodes 353 amino acids. NCBI's taxonomy places the organism in Eukaryota, Metazoa, Chordata, Lepidosauria, Squamata, Sphaerodactylidae. The transcript has 6 exons.